AGUUGCUAGGCAGCAGUCCGGGGUUACUUUGGCUUAGGGUUGACUGCCCAACUCUGGGCAGAAGAAAGCAGCCUCUGGCGUCCUGGCUCUUCUGGGAACGGGUGGCGGGUGUGGACAACCCUGACGUGAAAGCGGGAAGGUGACUUGGACGACUAAAAAUUGAUGGUGAAGAUUAACAUUUGAAUUAUUUCAAGAUGAGCUUCCUGUUGCCCAAGCUGACCUGCAAAAAGGAAGUAGACCAGGUGAUAAAAAGUACUGCUGAGAAGGUGUUGGUGCUCAGGUUUGGGAGAGAUGAAGCUCCUGUCUGCCUGCAGCUACAUGAUAUUCUUUCUAAGACCUCUUCUGACCUAAGUAAAAUGGCUGCUAUAUACCUGGUAGAUGUGGACCAAAGUCCCGUUUAUACACAAUAUUUUGACAUCAGUUAUAUUCCAUCUACCGUCUUUUUCUUCAAUGGGCAGCAUACGAAAGUGGACUAUGGGUCUCCAGAUCACACUAAGUUUGUGGGAAGUUUCAAAACAAAACAAGACUUCAUAGAUUUGAUUGAAGUAAUCUAUCAAGGAGCAAUGAGAAGAAAACUUAUUGUCCAAAGUCCUAUUGAUCCCAAGAAUAUUCCCAAAUAUGACCUUCUCUAUCAAGACAUUUAA
Molecule: messenger RNA, 644 nt
Organism: Nycticebus coucang (slow loris)
Lineage: Eukaryota; Metazoa; Chordata; Mammalia; Primates; Lorisidae
Product: thioredoxin-like protein 4B
Exons: 1
Coding region: 195-644 (149 amino acids)
Biological process (GO): mRNA splicing, via spliceosome
Cellular component (GO): U5 snRNP; spliceosomal complex; U4/U6 x U5 tri-snRNP complex
Source: RefSeq, a predicted model, not a curated record